Messenger RNA from Danaus chrysippus (African queen), 3879 nucleotides. Lineage: Eukaryota; Metazoa; Arthropoda; Insecta; Lepidoptera; Nymphalidae. The record is from the annotation of a GenBank genome assembly.
AUGACAGCCCAAAGGCUUGCUUCACCUAAUUCUCAAAAGCAAAUUUUAAUACCGAGUGCACCACAAAAGUCUCCUAAAAAGCAACCUACCCAGGUUCAGCCAAAACCAAUAUUUCAAGCAAAUCGUGGAAGAGGUAGACCGAUGCCAAAACCAACAACAAUUAAAAGGCAAACUAAAUUGGAGAAAACAUUCACAACUAUUAAUCAAAGUCCUUUAGGACCUGGCAAUACUGUUAUACAAUUACAGACGAAUAACCAAACAGGUCAGCCAUCUAUUAUUGUACAGCCGGUUGCUAAUCAAAACAUCAUGUCGGCUUAUGUAGAAGCUUUAUCUCAGCAGCAGAAUCAAAAUAUGCAAUAUAUUGCGACCAUUGCACCUCAAAGUGAUUUCAAAACUGGGCCUACUCAAUUUAUCUCACAAGGCGGGCUAAUGCCACAAACCUUCCAAUUACAACAAACAGAAUCUGGGGGUCUUGUUGCUGUACCAAGUGGAGGAAUACCUGUGCUCUUGCCACAGGGGAAUGUUGGAAUCUUACCUCAGACGAUACAGCAAGGAACUAUUCUUCCCCAAGGUGCAAUUCAGACACAAGGAAUAUUAUCCCAGGGACCUAAUGGACAUACUAUUCUACCGCAAGCAAUACAUACACAAAAUGGUACUACUAUCAUACCUCAGGGAACUAUUCAAGGACUUACGAAUGGAAAUAUCACAUCGCAAACUGCAACUUUAAUUCCAAAUAAUACAUUACAAAGUGCCGGAGCCACAGUGGUGCCACAAAGUGGUAUAAGCAAUGGUCAAACUACCAUAAUUCCGAAUGCACUGUCAUCGCAAGGCAAUACAUUAAUAUCAUCCGCGCCUGGCACAACAAUACUUCCUCAAGGGACAAUUUUACCUCAAUUUUGCAAUGAUCAGGUGCUUCUAGGGUCAACACCUACCCUUGAAAUGGUUACGGAUCCAUCUGGAUGCAUGUAUUUAACAACUACGCAGCCCGUCUAUUAUGGUUUGGAGACAAUUGUUCAAAAUACAGUGAUGUCGUCACAGCAAUUUGUAUCGACAGCCAUGCAAGGAGUAUUAGCGCAGAAUAGUAGCUUUUCCGCAACAACCACACAAGUAUUCCAAGCGAGUAAAAUAGAACCGAUUGUUGAAGUACCUACUGGAUAUGUCGUUGUUAAUAACGUUGGCGACGCUGUAGCAUCACAAGCUGUUUCAUCAACACCGAAUGUUGUAACUGCAGUCCAAUCAUCACCGCCGGCACUGAAAAAUGUUAAAACAUCAGUUCCUAACUUAACAUUGCAACCGUUACCCGACAAGCAGUGUAACAAUAGACAGGCACCUAAAGUAAUUCAAAUGAAUGCACCACCCCUUGCUAUCGGAUCACAAUCAGGAAAUAUGAUGAAUGGAAAACAAGGGUUGAACCCAAUUACAUCCCAAAUACAUAGCAUGACGCUAUCAAACAAUACUCAAAGUAUGCAAAGAGUGAACAUAUCUAAACACAAUAAUGUGUCCAUGUCACCAAAUGUUACUCUUGUAUCGUCAACAGGACAACCAUUGAUGGCAAUAUCUCAGUCUGUACCUAAUACAAUGAAUUCAUUUUCAAUUCAAUCGAUACCUUUAGCACAACCAAUAGUUUCAAGUUCUAUUGCACCAUCAAAUAAAAACACAAUGAAAAUAGAAAACUCUCAUGUCAUCGAAAUAAGUGGAAAUUUGCAUGAGAGUUCAAAUUGUACGAGCUUGCCUACAAUAAGUGUCACACAGAGCAUGAAAUCUCCGACUCCAUGGAGGCAACAGGAAAAUAAAACUGAGCUUCAUAACAUAGGCCUCAAGACUUCUCAAAGUUCUACGAUGAAUAUUCAAAAUAAUAUGAUUUCAGGAAGACAGAUGUCACUCUCGGAUUCAGGAAAGGACAAUCAAAAUUGUAUGAUGUCAGUUAAUAAUAAUGCCAACUCAAUGAAUCAUCAAUUUGAAUCGAGUAUAAAUGUAUCUCAUCACUCAUCGGCCCAUACGACUUCUAACAACAUGAUCCAAAUAACAGCUGGAAAUAUAUAUCCGCCGUCAUCAUCAAUGAGUAGUAAUUUUGAUGCUGACACAACAAUGAAGCUAAGUAAAAUUAACGCUCUGUCAAAAACUGAAGGAGGUCACAUGAAUUUCUCACAGGAAAUAAUGGCAUCACAUUCGCAUCAAAAUUCUCAUGACAAAAAUUUCCAAAAUAUGGGUGCCAACGAUAAACACAAUAAUGAUAACAUGCACAACCAAAUUAAUAUACAUAAACUAAGUAGUUGUCAAGUGAAUGGAAACAUGAAUAACUCGCCAUCAAUCAGUAUCAUUCCACCAAAUAUGGUAAGGCCGCAAAUGCAAAAUAAUCAAAACUCAAUAACUGUUGGCAAUAACCAGAAUCAAAUGUGCUCUAUUUCAAAUAAUUCACAUGGGCAGGUUCAACUUAUGAAUUCCGUCAACGCCUCAACAAUGCAAAAUGUCAACAUGUCAUGUCAAGAGAUGGUGAACAAUAGAAUGAACAUGUCAGUAUCAAGUGAAAGCAACCAACACGAAAUGACUAACUCCAUAACAACAUCCAAUAUGUCCCACGCUAAUAUACAAAUGAUGUCCCAUGAUAACAACCAACUUUCAUCUACAAAUCAGAUACAAAUAAUGAACGGACAGAUACAGAACAACUGUUUGGUAGAGAAUAAUAGUCAGAUGCAGCUGAAUCAAGGAAAUUCAAACAGAUCCUUCCAUGAUAAUAUUAUUGGUAACCAACAGGGCCAUAAUCAAAACAACAUGCUGUCUAAUCGCAGUACACCAGAUACUAGCAAUUUAAUGAAUCAAAGUAUGAACAUACACAACAUAAACAAUAACCACACCAUGAGCCGUAAUGAUCUCGGAGAAAUAAAUCACAUGCACGUCAAUCAAACCUUGCCUAAUAUGAACAAUAUGCAAAACAACAGAAUGAUGAUGGAUAAUAUGCAAUCGCAUGUAAUGAACAAUGUUAAUCACCAAAUGCAUACAAAUAACAGGCCUAUGGAUGCCAUGCAUAACCAACAAAUGCAUUCAAUGCAACAAAUGAACCACCAUAUGAACAGCAACAACAAUCGUUCACAGAUGGACAACAACAUGCAUAAUAUGAGUCAACAAAUUUCAAUGCAACAAAAUAGACAAAUAGAUAAUGUUAGUCACCAUCACCAACAUCAGAUGUCUAAUAUGAUGCAGUUGCAAAAUAAUCGUCAACAUAACAUUGAUAACAAUUUAAUGGGUAUUCAUCAACAUGUAUCUAAUCAAAUGCACAACAGACAACAGAUGGAUAAUAACAUGCAUAUGCAUCAUAAUAACGUGAAUAUGGGUCUGAGCGGCCAGCUAGAUAACACCGGUGUAAUGGCGAACAUGCAUGCCAAUAGGCACGACAAUACUCAAAUGUCAAUGCAGAAUAUAAACGCCAUGAACCAGAUGCAAAACAAUAGAAAUUCAAUGGAACAUAAUCACAUGCAACAUCAGAUAAACAAUAUGGGCUCUAUGAAUAAUAUGAAUUUGCAUAAUAACAUAAACAAUUCUAUGCAAAUGCCGAACACCAAUCAUCAGUCUAUAAAUAACCCAAUCAUGCAUAUGCCAAACAUACCGGAUAUUAAAAAUGAAAUUCAGAGUUCAUGCGGUGGAAGUUGCGCAAACAGCACCCAACAGUUUUCUAAUAACAAUCAGUCAACUUUCGAAAUGUGUGCAAAUAUGAGUUCUAACAACAUGAAUAUGACGAACACUGGAAACAUGAUGCGUGGAAUGACUAUAAACAACACAAACAUGUCGAAUAAUAUGAUAAUAAAUAAUGUGAACAAUAACCCAUAUGGAUCCAACAACCAGAACAACUUGACUGGUCAUGACAUGCUUAUAAGUUUGUAA